Messenger RNA from Danio aesculapii, 1011 nucleotides. Its product is annotated as olfactory receptor 1496-like. Bases 1 to 1011 code for a protein of 336 amino acids. Gene Ontology annotation, biological process: G protein-coupled receptor signaling pathway. Gene Ontology annotation, molecular function: olfactory receptor activity; G protein-coupled receptor activity. NCBI's taxonomy places the organism in Eukaryota, Metazoa, Chordata, Actinopteri, Cypriniformes, Danionidae. The record is from RefSeq and is a predicted model, not a curated record. Gene Ontology annotation, cellular component: membrane. The transcript has a single exon.
AUGAGCUCCAUACAGUCAAACUCUUCUGCAAACGAGACCUUUGUUCGUCCUGCAACAUUUUUCCUCAGUGGCCUUUCUAAUGUUCCACAUGCAAAAUACUACUAUUUGUUCUUGUCUUUAGUGUAUGUUGUGACUGUUUUGGGGAAUUCAUUUAUCAUGUGUGUCAUUUAUUUGUCCCGCAGACUACACACAGCCAAAUAUGUUGUUGUUUUCCAUCUGGCCUUUUCUGAUCUGUGUGGAAGCUCAACUGUGAUUCCCAAAAUCAUUGACACAUUUUUAUUCGAACAUCAGGAGAUUUCAUAUGAAGCAUGUUUGGCAAAUACAUUUUUUAUAUAUCAUUUUCUAAAUAUCCAGUCUUUAACACUACUUGUCAUGGCUUAUGACAGACUGGUUGCUAUUUGUUUUCCUCUACGAUAUCAUGCCAUUAUAACCAAACCAACAAUGUUUCUGAUCCUAGGAGUGAUGUGGAUUUAUUCUGUGACAUAUUUUUCUAUAUUUAUAGGUUUCCUAAAUAGACUCUCCUUUUGUAGAUCUAAUGUGAUUGAUAGUUAUUUUUGUGAUUACAGCCUUCUGAAUAAGCUAGCUUGUAAUGAUAAUUCUAUAAAUAUUUUGAUGAUAAAAAUUUGCUUUGGUGUCAUGAUUUGCACGCCACUCAUGCUGAUCUUUGUCUCAUAUUUCUGCAUUUCUUUAGCUCUGUUUAAGAUUGCUCAUGGUGCUGAGCGAGCCAAAGCCAUAAAAACCUGCACCUCACACCUCAUGUUGGUGGCAAUUAGUUAUAUCCCUUAUUUAAGUAGUCAUAUUGCAUUCUUAACAUCACCUAUUCAUCCAAACACCCGGUUAAUUAACCAUUCCCUCACACAGACAAUCUCACCUAUGCUGAAUCCCAUCAUAUACACUCUAAAAACAGAGGAGGUCGUGCAAUCCAUAAAAGAUCUGUACAAAUCUAGCAAAGUGAGCAGUGCAGUACAAAUGAAAUGUAGAAGAAAUUCUAAUCUAAAAUUACAAGUUUAA